CGAAAUCCCCAGGGGAGGGAGAGAAGAGGAGGGUGCGGGAGAUGGACUUGGAGGCGAGAGGUGGCGGCAGUUCCCAGGCGCUUUGACGUAGACUUGGAGAGGCGCCGAGCACUCCCACUGCUUAAGAAGAGGCACGGUAGCCUUCAGGACGCGGAAGCUGGGGACAGUCACUCGCUCCGGGAGCUGCCUGAGCAUUUGCUCUCCGCGCACUCGAGGGAACCCUGUCCAGACAUUCGAGGGAAUCCUGAGGGGGCCUGGCAGGUGAGUGCGGAGCGACGCCCUCCUGCGACCUGCGAGCAGAGCCGCGGGGUAAGGAGUUUCAGGGCCAUGGCCAAUCCUGGGAACAGAGGAGGGAUCCACCGCUCCUUGAGCCUCACCUGUUCUCUGCUCAUUGUGGGAAUGUGCUGUGUGUCUCCUUUCUUCUGUCAUAGCCAGACAGACCUGCUGGCUCUUAACCAAGCUGAUCCUCAGUGCUGGGAAUCGUCUUCAAUGCUUCUCCUGGAAAUGUGGAAGCCUCGCAUUUCCAACACUGUUUUAGGCUUCUGGGAUUUUAUGAUCUACCUGAAGUCAUCUGAGAACUUGAAGCAUGGGGCACUGUUUUGGGAUUUGUCCCAACUCUUCUGGGACAUCUAUGUGGACUGUGUUCUUUCCAGGAACCAUGGUUUAGGAAGAAGGCAAUUGGCUGCAGAGGAAGAGAAAAUCUCGGCAGUACAGCCACAGAACACAGGAAGUAAACAAGGUCUAUAUUCCCAGCUCCUAAGAACUCCUUUCCUAAAGAAGAAAGAGUUGAUUGAAGAUUUGAUAAAUAUGCAUGUGCGCAGGAGUGGGUCUAGAUUCAUUGGAAAAGUGAACCUGGGAACAAAGAGAAAAUAACCUAACCCCAGAGCUAA
Messenger RNA from Microcebus murinus (gray mouse lemur), 890 nucleotides. It is a transcript of the gene FAM237A, whose product is annotated as family with sequence similarity 237 member A. The record is from RefSeq and is a predicted model, not a curated record. Lineage: Eukaryota; Metazoa; Chordata; Mammalia; Primates; Cheirogaleidae.